Molecule: messenger RNA, 7139 nt
Organism: Lymnaea stagnalis (great pond snail)
Lineage: Eukaryota; Metazoa; Mollusca; Gastropoda; Lymnaeidae
Source: the annotation of a GenBank genome assembly
CCUGGCUUAUUUCCGGGAUAAGUUAAUCUGCGCUCCGGAAUGAUUAUUCAACAUUCUAAAAUCUUAUUUAAAAAUAUUUUUACUGAACCUAAGGAAUAACAAUAAAUGUAUGUUGAUAAUUUUCAAAUAACAUUUCUAUGUUUUUUAAUUACUAAUUCAGUCCCGAACCGAUUGUUACAUACAAAAUAAUACUUCAUUAUGAGGAAUGAUAGUGAUAGCGUCCAUGGAUACGAUAUAAAAUAUAAUAUUAUAUAUAGUAGUAGUAGAAAGAGAAUGAAAUGAAAUUAUGGCUGGUCAUGUUCUUUCUAGUAAAUUCUAUUCUCUUCCAGUAUCCAGUAGUAAAUCAUCAAUUAAAAAUUUGAUUUAAUACUUACCGUAUUUGAUUUCGAAUACGAUUUAUUUACUUGCUCGUACUGAAGCCUACUGAUUACUGUCUGUUGAUCUGAUGUCAUGUAAAUGUUAUUAAAUGUUAUAUUUAUAUUGAAUUGAUAUUAUAAUUUUUUUAUAAUUGAAGAAUGUGGAGUAGAGAUACAGUAGAUUCAAGUUUUAAAGCCUACAUUAUUAUUAUAAAAUAUUAGGCAUAUUAAUAUUUCAUUACAAUUAGUGUGAAUUACAUAAUCAUAAUUCUAAUACUAGUAAUAGUAAUGCAAAGGCAAGGUAGACUAAAGUGUCUAAAGUAAAGCUUGGGGGAGUUGAGUCAAGGCCACUGCCUAUGCAGCACUGUGCUAACCUAAACAACAUAAUUUUGCAUAAAUACUAUAAGACGAUAGAAAAAAAGUAUAGACUAUAGUCUGAGUCUGAGAGAUCAAUAGUAAUGAGUAGGCCUAUAGCUUAUAAUACUUAUAUGAAUAUUAAUUAGCCAAUUCAUAUCCUAAAUUUUAUUUUUUUGAAUGCUAGUGCUAGGCUAAAUCAUAGUCAUACCAUCAAAUUGAUUUAACCAUAAUAAUAACCAUUAUAACUGACUGUUAUUGUUGUCGUUACAGCCCUGUGAUGGACAAAAGCUCUAGUACCCCAUAAUUUUUUUCUUUUAAGUUUAAAACCCAACCCAAAUCAACAGCUGGGACCUAUUUUUUCCGCCUUUCUUUUUUUAGAUUUUUCAACACAGAAAAUGAGUUCCCCUUAUCACUCAUUAAAAAAGAACAAAGUUCCUUUAUUUCCUGGACAUAUGACAGGCAAUCGUCCAAUACCUUUUCGACACCCUGAAUAUUCAGAAGAUGAGAGUAAACUUCUUGAAGAAAUCACCUCCAGUAUGGUGCAAGACAAAAAGAAACAGUACCUACCUCACCUAAGUGUAUCCACCAGCCAGACACUUGUACGCCUGCCUGAGACAUCAAGAACUGAUAGUUCUCCAGAAAGAAGAGUAGAUUCCAAAGCUCCCCCAAAUGAUCAUGAACUAAUGAGAUUAAUGAUGAAUAAGAUAACCCUGCUUGAGCAAAAGGUCUGCACCCAAAUAAAAAGAUUUGUUUAAUAUGGGAAAAUAAGACUUAAUUUUAUGGGUACCUUCUUUCUAUAAAAUAAGUUAUAUAAAUAAAACAUUGCACACAUAGGAUGUGAUUCAUAAAAAGGGUAAAAUUAAAGUGAAUCGUUAUGUUUAAAAAAGACAACUUAAUAUAAAAAAUGUUUCAAAGAGGUAUUUUUUGGAAGACUAAUGUAUUUAAAGGUUUAAAAAAUUCACAAAAAAACUUAUGCAGCAUACCAUGAUAGUACCAGAAAAAUGUGUGCUGUAAAUCACUUGAUCAGAUGAGUGGUUUUGUUUCCUAUCUGUAAUUGAAGACACAUCAUAAAAUGUAAAUAAUGAAAUUAAAAGUUAAUAGAUUAAAGUAUGGUUACAUUAUUUAUUAACUCCUUUAAAUUUAACUCUGUGACAUCAUUAAAGGUUCAGAGUCAGGAAAAGGAUAUCAAAAAUAAAGACAGGCAGAUUAAAAUACUCGAAGAUAAACUGCGCAUUACAGAGAAAGCCAGGAAAGAGAGCACAAGCACAAGUGAGGUCAAAGACCUUGAGACACAUUGCUUGCUGUUACAACAGCAGGUAAGUUUCAAUGCUUUUCAUUUACCUACAGAAAAAAAAUUGAAAUAAUUGAUAAACAAAGCUUAUGAAGGAUCGACAAAAAACGGGGUAAAAAGAAAAUUUAAAAAAAUAAUAAAUCCAUUUUUUCUUAUUUAUAAAUUUGAUAAGCACUGACUGUUAUCAUCAUGAUGUCAGCUUGGCAUACAGUAGUUUAGUGUUUUAAAACACAAAUCCCAGGCUAGCAUUUAUACAGCACACUGAAUAGCACCACAUAUAGUGCAGGCUUUUUUAAUUUAUAAAUUAUAUAUACCCCGGUAACUUAUAUUAUGAGCUUAUAUUAAACAAUAAAAAUAGUAAAAGGAAAAUGUAGGCAAUUAAUAGCUUUUGCUUAAAAGAAUCUUUCUAAAUGUAAAUAUUUUCUUAUGCUCCACAUCUAUAUUUUUAUCACAAUGACCAAACUUAAUUCAAGGAAUGAUUAUUAUUCCCCUGCCAUAUUUGGUCACCAUAUUUUCAAUUUCAGGUUCAUGAAAUGGAGACCUUCUUAGCUGAGUAUGGAAUGGUAUGGGUUGGCGAAUCAAGCGAUGCUAACUCUAAUGUCUAUCUGCCAGACAGCAUUGAUGAUGAUGAUGAUGAAAACAACAACGUCACAGAAGUGUCAAUACGCAGUGAUUCGCCAGAUAAUUCAAUCGCCUCCUCUAACCCAUUCGGCAUUUGGCGGCAGGAUGUGUCCCUCCCGGUGGCCCCCACCCCAUUGAAUAUAGACUUCAAUUUGUUAAUAGAAAAUAUAAAGGACCUAAAUGUCUUGGCAGGGGAGGGUGUGGCGCAGAUUAAAAAAACAGCAGACGGGGCAAGAUUUGAGGUGCCUGAAUCAGUGCAGCUAACACUCUAUGCCAAUGGCAUCAUGAUGUUUGAUGGCCCUUUCAGACCCUACACUGACCCCAAGACUCGCCAGUGUGUAAAAGAUUUGCUAGAUGGCUACUUCCCCACAGAACUGCAGAAAAGGUUCAGUUAUGAUAUGAAUAAAUCUUCCACUUCAAUGUAUAUUUCAAUUUCAUCCCUAAUAUAAUACUCUAAUGAUGAUAAUUUAAUGCAAAUGUUAAUCUUUUCUAGUAUAGAUAUUUACGCAAACUCAUUUAUAUAUUUGAAAGUUUUUUAACACAUUUAAAACCUGCCAACAUCAUCCAUACAGCCUGAUAUGUCAAUGAAUAGUUGAUGUUUUUACCCAAACCCCAGUGUAACACUGGUGUUUUACUCAGGAACAAUAUAACAUUUUGAAUCCUGAGAAAAUAUUUAGUACCAUAGUUAUAAUUUUAUAAUGUUAAAAGCUGUUAACAUGUUAAUGUUUCUAAGACAUAGUAGUCCUACUUAUAAGUCACUUAAAAAAUGCAUAUUUAGUUUCUACAUAACUAUUUUUUUAUAUAGAGUAGAUAUUGUGUCUUUAAGAUCCAUUUUAAGAAAUCCUCUCUUAAAACAUCGUGGCAUACAGUCAGCUUAUGCUGGGGUGGGAUACCUUUGUAAACUGUUGAGCAUUGAAACUCUUAAUGUUAAUGUAAAAUUUCAAAUAUUGAGGAAUACACUUUGUAAAAAAAAUUCAUUGCACCAUACUGUGUACCAGUACCCGUUACUAGCAAAUAAUUAAUUUUAGUCUUAAAACAAUUUCAGAUAUCCUGAUGGUGUCCCUUUCAUGGUCAAUGACCUCAGAGGAACAAACUUUCAGCCGAAGCAAAGCCAGUCCAUUUUUGCGGGCAUGGGACAAACACUUGGUGGUGACAUCAAACCAUCACGUCUUGUCCGUACAAAUUUAAGGGACUCCACCAAAAUGAUUCAAAUGCCAAGCCCAAGGACACCUGUGCCAUCUUCCUCCACUAGUGGUAUGUCUGUAUUGUUAGUGCUGGCAUGCCUUACAUCAAAACCAUAAUGUACUGUAAUCUCUUAUAUAGUAUCAUAUAAUAGAUAAUUCACUUCUAAAUGUAAUGGUAUAUGUUAUUACUGCUGGGUUCUUUACUUAACUAUCAACAAGCAGGCAGAUUGUAAAGUUACUGUACCUAAAGAGGGAAGACGAAAAAAUUGCUGGAAACCAAAAAUACUUGCAGUUUUGUUUCAUUAAAAAGUGUAGACUUGUUUUUAUACAUGUCCUCUUUUACAACUUUUAGGGCUUAUACUUUUACUAAGAUGUCGAAAAAAAAAUGGGUACCUCCCUGCCUUAAGAUUAGUCCCACUUCUUUCAAAUUACUUUAUACCUUUGGAAUAUUAUCCUUGUACACUUUUAAAAAAUUCAAGAUAUUAUUGAGAAAAGGGGAAAAUACAGAAUGUUUUAGAGCUCAUGAUUUUGAUAAUUCACAACAACAACAAAAACUUGCUUUAUUACUUUAUUCACUAAAUUUUUUCCACCAUCAGAUCAACUCAAAGAAUCUCUUCCAACUACUUCAAAGUUGCCAGGAAAAAUAAUGCCACAGGACCAGUUCUUAAAUAAGUUACCCAAAUCAGUCAUCAAGGAUGGGAAAGUGAUUGACAUUCGAGAAUCAAUAGGAAAAACGCUGACAGGAAAUGACUCUGGUAAAUCCUCAUCUCCAACAUCAACGAUCACAGUCAUUAAAACCAGUGCUACCAAGGAGGCCUCAGAGAGUUUCUCAAACAACUCUUCAGAAAGGCCAAGGUCGGUGAAAAGUCAAGGGGACAUAACAACAUUAAGAGUAGUGACAGAAAAUGGAGACCACACGUACAUCAUCAAGAUGAAAUUCAAAGAAACUGUUGGGGAUCUCAGGAGGUAUUUGGAUGGCCAGCGUCGACCAAAGUUGCCCUACGAUAUUGUGUCUACUUUCCCCAAUAAGGUUCACAAGAACAACACGCUUACUUUGGAGGCCAGUGGUCUCACACCUAAUGCAGUUUUACACUUAAAACCACACAAAGAUUGAGAUUGCAUUGUUUUAUUAUAAAAUUUAUUACACUAGCUAGUAAUUUUCACUGACUAAAAUUGUAAAGAAAAAAUAUUUGUGAUAUUGCAUGAAUAAUGUUUAUCUCUUGAGGGGAGGGGGGGAGCCUGUAGUAGGAAGAAAUUUAAAAAUGAAAUUAAAAUGGGUGUAAAUAGUGUACAGUAAUUAAGUUAAAUUAUUAAUCUUUAUAACCAAUAUCUGGCACUGCACUGGUUUACAUAAAUUAAAGCCAUUUGGCAAAUAAUAUAUACACUAGUAUAAAUACCGGUAGCGGUACUAGUACUAAUUCAGUUUUAUUAGACCUUAAUCUUGUCCUGUACUUGCUGUCAUACAAUUUGUAAAAAAAAUUGAAAUACCUAAUAAAGAAUAAUUGUCUCUCCAAAUUAUUUUCAAGAAGCAAUAACUUUGAAAUUAUAGUUAAUAGUUAAGAUAUUUUUCAUCAGAUACAUAAAACUAGUUAAUAAUGGCACCUUUGGAAACAUUUAUCAAAGAGUUUGAAGGUCUUGAAGAAAUUAUAGAGUGCAGAAUGAUCUAUGGGAUAUGUAGCAUUUUUGGUGGGGCUUAAUGACCUUUGAUACUUGUGAAAGUCCUGGCAGAGUUGGGCAUUUUUUUUUUAGUUUUCCUUUUUUUUUUUUUUGCCAAGGGUACACCAAUUGUCCACCUUGCAGGUUCCCAACCCAUGGGCAGUGAACCCCCUUUGGGCCAUGCAUGGUUUUAUGUGGAGGCUGCUUGCUGAUUUGGGCAUUUUUUUUUUAGUUUUCCUUUUUUUUUUUGCCAAGGGUACACCAAUUGUCCACCUUGCAGGUUCCCAACCCAUGGGCAGUGAACCCCAUUUGGGCCAUGAAUGGUUUUAUGUGGAGGCUGCUUGCUGAAACAGUAGGGUAAAAAAAAUAUAUUAAAAGCAGUAUUGGUAUUCAUUUUUAGUCUGAGUCUUCAAGUUUGAAUAAUGUACCCAUUAGCUGCAAGAGUGGAUAUUCAACAUCUCUUUAUUUGAAAAACCAAACAAGAAGGAAGUUAAAUGUUGAGAAUGGCAUGUCAGCAUUGACUGAAAUUCAACAGAAAAAUUUGUAGAUGCUUGUUAAUAAGUUACAAUUUUGAUCAUCCCUUUAAAUAUACCAGUGUGUCCGAAGUUAAAAUUAUACAGAGUUACUAUAUUCCGGUACAUAAAAAUAUAUUUUGUUGUUUUCUUUAUUCCUAUCAAAAAGCCUAAUUUUAAAAUGUAUCAGUAGUAUCCGGGUCCCUCCUCACUUUGCUUCUAUUUCUAUUCUAACAAAAAAAAAAUGGGUUCGCGACUCAAAAAACUUUGGGCAACUUGUGUUAUAGUAGUAGUUAUCCUUAAAAAACUGUUUGUUAUAAAGUCAGAAAUCAAAUUUUGUCGAUCCAUUAAGUCAUGAAGCCUGGAAAAUGGUAGGAAGCACAAUAAAUUAAAUAAAUAUCCUCUGUCAUUGUUUUGUAAAAAUGUCUACAAAACUUCCAUGCUUGUUUAAAAAGACACUCUAGGUUUAAGUUUAAAAACCUUGUAAUGCUCCAAUAAAUUGAUAGCCACAUGGCAUCUUGCAAUCGGGCAAGUCCAAUGUGAGGAACACAUUUUUUACUGUAUAAUUUGAUUUUCAUUUCUGCUAAGAAGAUAUUUUGCAAGCUGCAUCUAUACCUUCAAAGAACCGUCUCAAGAGCCGGGUUUUGCAGACCACUGACUCGAUCGAUGUUUGCUUACCAAUGGCCCAAAUGCCCAGCAACAUAUAAGCCAGAACAGCUCUAUAGUCUUGUAUAGCCUUAUAUGUUAUUUAAUUUUACUGCUGAGAUUUUUUACUUUAAAUGAACCAACUGCUGAACAUGUUUAUUGACUUGUGAUAAGAAUACUUUUAUUCUUUUCUACCGAGUAUUAUUAUACCAUUACUUUUUUUUUUUUAAAAUUUACAGACUAUUGUAAUUAUAUUAUGUUAAAUUUAAACAUUUUGCAUGGGAUGCUGUGAUUCAACCUCUAAGGUAUUUCAAAUAAUAAAAAACAAGUUAACCCUAUCAUUGACCUGAUAAAUUUAGUGCUGUAUUAUUGUAUUGCACGUGAGGAUUAUUUCUGAUUAACAAAGAAAACAGCAAUACUAAAUGCUCUUUUAGAAAGAUAUGAACAGUUAUCAGAAAUUAAUAUGGAUGACAUCCUAAUUCAUUUACCAGUAUGUAAAAUACUACAACUGUAUUUC